Messenger RNA from Sciurus carolinensis (gray squirrel), 1955 nucleotides. It is a transcript of the gene Actl7b, whose product is annotated as actin like 7B. The transcript has a single exon. Gene Ontology annotation, cellular component: nucleus; cytoplasm. Lineage: Eukaryota; Metazoa; Chordata; Mammalia; Rodentia; Sciuridae. The coding region runs from base 699 to 1955 and encodes 418 amino acids. The record is from RefSeq and is a predicted model, not a curated record.
CACCCAAACGGGAGAAGAGUACUCUUGGACCCUCAAGCCUUCUGAGGCGGCUCAGUGGGUAGGAGUUGGAUGAACUUGGCUUGGAGGAUAGUCCUAGAGCAGUGUGCUCUUGGGUAAAUCAUUUGGGUUCUGAACCUCUGUGUACUUGGGUCCUCCUUCCUCCCAGGAUUCUGCAACAUAGCAAGUGAAGUGCCUGGUACAAGGGCAACGAUAUGGACCAAAUUAUAUUGCAAUAUCAUGUGCAUGUACAAAUAUUUAACAACAUUCCACUAAGGAAUAAUUCUAAUGUGGCAGUAAAAUAUGGAAAAACAUAAUAGCAUAACAACAACAAAAGUACCUGGUACAGUGCCUGACUUACUGUAGGAGAUGGACUAUUUAUCACUGUGCCAAGGAGCAGAGAAGGGAAAGGUCCUCAGUGAACAGGGGGUUAGGCACGGAGUUAUUAGGGAGGGAGCAGAAACCCGAGACCCCAGUGGGCUUGGAUUACUAAAACUGCAGGCCACCUGCUCCCACCUGGAGCAAACUCGAGUUAGAAGGAUAGGGGUGGCAGGUGACAAGACCAAGCCCUCCCCAGAGCGCCUGAAUGGACCAGCCCCCAGUGACAUCACAAUCCUAAGUGGUUGCCAGGACGCUGCUGGAGGUGGGCUCUCAUUUCUCCUUCGGGAGCUCUAGGAUGUGGAUGUGAGAAAGGAAGGCAGAUGGCGACAAAGAACAGCCCUAGCCCCAUGCCCAUGGGCACUGCCCAGGGGGACCCGGGAGAGGCAGGAACCCUGCCAGGUCCUGAUGCCAGCAUUCGGGACACAGGUUCGACUGCGCAGCUGAAGAUGAAGCCCAAGAAGGUGCGCAAGAUCAAGGCCCUCAUCAUUGACCUGGGCUCCCAGUACUGUAAGUGCGGCUAUGCCGGAGAGCCCAGGCCCACCUACUUCAUCUCCUCCACCGUGGGCAAGCGCAGUCCCGAGGCGGCUGCCGACGCAGGCGACACCCGCAAGGAGACCUACGUGGGCCACGAGCUGCUCAACAUGGAGGCGCCCCUGAAGCUGGUGAACCCCCUGAAGCACGGCGUCGUGGUGGACUGGGACUGCGUCCAGAGCAUCUGGGAGUACAUCUUCCACACGGCCAUGAAGAUCCUGCCCGAGGAGCACGCCGUGCUGGUCUCCGACCCUCCGCUCAGCCCCAGCAGCAACCGGGAGAAGUACGCGGAGCUCAUGUUCGAGACCUUUGGCAUCCCUGCCAUGCACGUGACCUCCCAGGCGCUGCUGUCCAUCUACUCCUACGGCAAGACCUCCGGGCUGGUGGUGGAGAGCGGCCACGGGGUCUCGCAUGUGGUGCCCAUCUCUGAGGGCGACGUGCUGCCCGGCCUGACCAGCUGCGCCGACUUCGCAGGCAGUGACCUCACCAACUACCUGAUGCAGCUGCUCAACGAGUCGGGCCACAAGUUCACGGACGACCACCUGCACAUCAUAGAGCACAUCAAGAAGAAGUGCUGCUACGCGGCUCUGCUGCCCGACCAGGAGCUCUGCCUGGGCCUCAACGAGCUGCGCGUGGACUACGAGCUGCCCGACGGCAAGGUCAUCACCAUCGGCCAGGAGCGCUUCCGCUGCGCCGAGAUGCUCUUCAAGCCCUCCCUGAUGGGCAGCCACGAGCCAGGCCUCCCGGAGCUCACGGCCGCCUGCCUGGGCCGCUGCCAGGACACUGGCUUCAAAGAGGAGAUGGCCGCCAACGUGCUGCUGUGCGGCGGCUGCACCAUGCUGGAUGGCUUCCCCGAGCGCUUCCAGAAGGAGCUGAGCCUCCUCUGCCCCGGGGACAGCCCUACGGUGGCUGCUUCUCCUGAGAGGAAGACUUCCGUGUGGACCGGCGGCUCCAUCCUGGCCUCGCUGCAGGCCUUCCAGCAGCUCUGGGUCAGCAAGGAAGAGUUCGAGGAGCGGGGCAGCGCUGCCAUCUACAGCAAGUGCUGA